AUGUCAUUAUCCAAUGCUCUGGUAUCUGCUGCCUUUGAUUUCGGAACAGCUUAUUCUGGAUACGCAUAUUCUCUUCGAUCAGACUUCAAUGAGGAUCCAACAAAAAUUCUUACAUGCGAAGGGUGGCCAGCAAGUAAAGGACUAUCAAUGAAAACUGCAACAUGUGUCCUUUUCAAUGAAAAACAGGAGUUUGAUUCGUUUGGGUAUGAAGCUGAAAAUAAAUAUAUGACUUUAGCUUCAGAACAUUUCCAUCACAACUGGUUUUACUUUCGACGGUUUAAAAUGGAACUGUAUGGGGAAAAGUCGAUAACCGAAAAGAUGGUCAUAGAGGAUGUAAACGGUAAACCCAUGAAAGCUCUCAUUGUUUUUCAAGCAGCUAUCAAAUACCUGAAAGAACAUUUUCUUGCAAACAUCAAGAAAUUCCAAGCAGUACUUGAUGAUGAAAUACAAUAUGUUUUAACUGUCCCUGCCAUUUGGAGUGACAGUGCCAAAAAGUUCAUGAGAUUAGCUGCCAAUGGGGCUGGAAUACAGGACGAUCAUCUGGUUAUUGCCUUAGAGCCUGAGGCUGCUUCAAUAUAUUGCCAACAUAUCAAAACUGAGAGAGUUUCAACUGACUUUGCCAAGUCGAUUGUUGGUACAAAGUAUGUGGUAGUGGACAUUGGAGGAGGUACAACAGAUGUUGCAGUUCAUGAAAAAUGUCUAGGAGGAAAAAUAAAGGAACUAUUCCACGCCAGUGGUGGAAACUGGGGAGGAAACAUGGUUGAUGAAGCGUUCUUCCAGUUUCUUAUUAGACUAUUCGGUGGACCUGUGUUAGCGAAAAUGAAAAAAGAUUACUUGUUUGACUAUUUCGACAUUAUGCAAGACUUUGAGUGUCAAAAAAGGAAUUUAUCGUUAGAAAGGGAAGAUACAAAUUACAUAUUACGGGUGCCUCCUUCACUGAGUAAGUGUACCAAAAAAUAUAUAUAAAGAAAAGAUAGCAUCAAUGCUUUCAUCGGAUAAUUUCCCUUACAAGGAUAAAAUGAAGAAAAUCGGCGAUAAAAUACUUAUUGAUAUUUCCUUGAUAAACAAACUUGUAAAAGAAGUGGCUUCAAGGAUUGUAGACCAUGUGUCCGCUGUUAUCGAGCAAUCAAACGUGUCGAAUAUAUCCAUGAUUAUCCUCGUGGGAGGAUUUGCAGAAUCCUCGAUAGUCCAAAGGCAUUUUGAGAAUCGCUUUAAGAGUGAGAGUUGUAAAAUUAUCAUACCACCAGAGGCAGGGUUGUCGGUCCUGAAAGGUGCUGCCAUGUUUGGGCAUAUGAAAGACGUCAUUUCCUGGCGUGUAUUGCGUUUUAAUUACGGUAUCAAUGCAAAAGUUCGUUACAAUUCACAAAAACAUCAUGAAAAAUAGAAGUGCGAAGAAGAUGGAGGCCAGUUUUGUUGCUUUAUUUUCAAUCCUAUCGCUAAAAGAGGAGAUAGGAUUCCGCGUGACCAGGUGAUCAAGAAAGAAUACACCUUCAAGCACUUUCAUCAUGAUGAAAGCAUAAUUGACCUUUAUUCUUCCAUGAAUGAUGUGCAUUAUACGUUUGAACCCGGAUGUCAGCGAAUUUGUCUAAUCCACCUGGGAAAUCUCAUCGAACACCCCGAAAAUAAACCAUGUAAGGUGGAUGUGGAAUAUAGAUUUGGAGAAACCGAGCUGCAAAUCACUAUAAGAAGCAAAACCACGGGUCAGUUAGUGGAAGCAUCUUGUUAUUUAUAAAUAAGAAAAUUUUAAAAACCCUAAUUCAUGGUUUUCUUGUUUUGGGGUAAAGUCAGAAAACUUGCGCUGAAAUAUAAAAUUAUUAUAAGAUGUUAUGUUACUAUACAGACGUUAAAUCAGCAGGAGUAUCACUGACUUUCAAUGACAAUUAACUGAAACUGGAGGGAACAAACAAAGCUGAAGCGUCGGUCACUGACUGAAGGAUUACCCUUUUAUAUUUAUGACUUAAAUUUCCUUGCACUAUUUUGUUUAUUAUUUCUUCUGCACAACUGUUAUUUAGUCAUGCUCUUAUAAAGCAAUUAUUCAUAAUCUACGUGAGUACACACACAUGUACAUGUAUAUGAUUGUUUUCCUGCUUAUUGAAAUGUGGUAGAAAAGGGAAAAAAUUGUUAUAUUAAUAAACGUAUAUCCUUGUGUUCCCGAAAUUUUCUUGGGGAAAGUGAUAGAAUUACUUGAGCACAAUAUUUCACGAGAAGUUCAAUAAGUACCGACA
Saccostrea cuccullata (small rock oyster) is the source of this 2225-nucleotide messenger RNA. RefSeq names its product heat shock 70 kDa protein 12B-like. The transcript is spliced from 5 exons. Gene Ontology annotation, molecular function: ATP binding; ATP-dependent protein folding chaperone. NCBI's taxonomy places the organism in Eukaryota, Metazoa, Mollusca, Bivalvia, Ostreida, Ostreidae. The record is from RefSeq and is a predicted model, not a curated record. Bases 1 to 966 code for a protein of 321 amino acids.